CCCAUUUGCCUGUCGUCGCUCUCAAUAGAAGAAAGGAAGUUCAACGAGCGUGUGGGCAUCUGAAGCGACCACAUCGGUGGCAACGAAGCAGCAGCCCGACGGUCGAGUAGCAGAGGCGUUGGGUCUGCUAGGUCAAGUCCUUUCAGGUUAGUUGCUCUUCUUCGGGUUACAAUCAGGAUAUCUAGGGUUCUGUUCUUGGGUUUUUGCGUGCUGUCGGCUUCUUCUCCCAUCUGUUUGUACUGUUGCUUGUGGGUUACCUGCGUAGAACAUCAUUCCUCGUCAGAGCCAGGUUGGGACGGAGCCAUGUUUGUACUGUUGGUUUGUGGCUUCUUCUCCCAUCAGUUCUAUUUGGCCAGAUGGGCAAACAAAGCAUGCUCUGUGCCUCUGCUAUUUGUGCUCGGUUGCUGUCUUGAUGACCAUACCCUUUGUCUUCUUUGAAUUAAUUUGUUGUUGUUUGAUUCCAUUUAUCAUUCCAAUGCCGCCAUUAUAUCUUCCUUCUUUGUGCUUUUGUGUUGUGCUUACUUUAUUGUUUGUUAGUUUGCUUGAUUGUAUGUGUGCUACUGCAUAUGGCGGGCAAGCCCCAAAGCUUAGUUGUUGUUAGUAUGUUGUUGUUCUUGGCCACGAUGUUUGCAGUAUAGUAGUUGCUAUGUUUUUAAUUCAAUUUCAAUUUUUGAUAAAGGAUGUCCCGGCUUUCCACGACGUCUGCCACGGAAAGGCGCAAAGUGAUUGUUGCUAUUAGUGCAUUUUGGAACCUUGUAAUGAUUUAUGUCAAUUUCAGAAUGGAGGUGAUGGAACUUACAGAGAUGCUAAUUCGUAAUCCCAGAAUUGGCAGGCAGCCCUUAGAUAGUUACAUGAUGCGUCAGUACGAUAGGCAAAGGGUGAUUGACAAAUGUACCAAAUUCAGUGAUGCCGAGAAUCACAGGAAGAUUAGGAUGAAACGUAGUUUAUUCAAGAAGCUAUGUGACCUUUUAGUUUCGGAUGGUGGGCUGAAAAGGACCCGAAACGCUGAAGUAGAUGAAAUGGUUCUCAUCUUUCUACUGGCUAUAUCACAUAACAACAAAAUGCUUAGUUUAGCAGUGGAUUUUCGCCGCUCUUCUGAGACGAUUGAUAGGUUGUUUCACCGAGUCUUACAGGCAAUUCUAAGACUCAACAACCAGCUUAUGAAGAAACCCGAACCCAUUCCCGCCGAUUCAACCGAUAACAGAUGGAAAUACUUCAAGAAACACCCUAACUGUGAAGGUCUGAACAAGAAACCAUUCAUGGUUUAUGAUGCUCUGACACCGGUCUUCUGCAAAGGUCGUGCAAGUGGGGAUCAUGGGGUUGACACCAAUGAUCCGAUCUGCUUAGAUGAAACAUCAGGAGAAGACGAGGAAAUACCAAAUAUUGCUGACAUAGAUGCAAAUGAGAGGAUUUUUGAGGAAAUCAAUGCGGAGUUAGCUUAUGAAAAAAGACAGCCUGCAAGCAUGUCACCGAAGAAGAAAAGGAAAAAAGGAAUGACUGUUGAAGAACGCCUCACCGAUGCGACAGGAGAAAUGAGAGAUCUUCGCCCUUUGAUUAAACAAUCUAUGGAUACACUUGCAAGAGCACUUGGAGAGAGUGAUGAUCACAUCAGCAUGCGAGAUAAUCUCUUUGAGAGCUUGGAGCAGCUUGGGAGGCUGGACCGAGAGGGGAUCAUUGCAGCAGUGAUAGUCCUAUCAAUGAAUGAUCGACACUUGAUGAUGUUCUACAAGAUACAAAACGUUUUGGACAAGCUGAUGUUCGUGAAAAGGUUAAUUGGUUGAAUGUAGGGAGAAGAGUUAGUAAUCCCAACUUGUAUGCAAGCUUUUUUGGGGAUUAUUAGUCCUUGGUCUUUGUGAUAUAAACUCGAACAUGGUGU
Molecule: messenger RNA, 1876 nt
Organism: Linum trigynum
Lineage: Eukaryota; Viridiplantae; Streptophyta; Magnoliopsida; Malpighiales; Linaceae
Source: the annotation of a GenBank genome assembly